AUGUCAGAAAUCAAAGCACCCUUUGGAAUAGUCGAUAUGGGCUCAAACGGUAUCCGUUUCGGUAUCGUGAGCGCCUUGGCACGACACUUGCCUGUAGCAUAUGAAGAAAGAGCACCUAUUGCUCUACUUGAUGCUCAAGGCGAUGAACGAAUCAUACCCGAAGAUGUCAUGGAUCAGGUUAUUACGAGUUUCAAGCGAUUUAAAUCACUCUGUCAAGAUGCAAAUGUCAAACUAGAACAAAUUCAUGUUAUUGCCACAGAAGCUACUCGUGUCGCUGUCAACUCAAAAGAAUUCUUAAACAGGAUAUACGAAACAACUGGCUUGACAGUUUCAUUACUGACUAAGCAGCAGGAAGCAUUGAUCUCAGCCUCGGGCAUUGUCGGAUCAUUUCACCGUGUCAAUGGAUUGACGAUGGACCUUGGAGGCGGUUCGGUUGAAGUGAGCUAUGUGAUGACAAAUACGAUGCCUGAUGAUGCAACAGAUGGAAUAGUUAGUGACAACAUUUGCGUUUCACAGCAUCCUGUCUCACUCCCGUACGGUGCCGCGGCAUUGAAGCGACGACUUGCAAAAUGUGAGUCAAGCAAGGAUGUCAAUAGACUGUUCAAGGAGGUUGUUUUAGAGCUAAAAAAAGCACAUGAUUCAUCCAAACUACCAAAAUCACUGCUCACAAAGGACGGAUAUGAAGUAUACAUGAGCGGUGGUGGCUUUCGAGCUCUUGGUUACCUUUCAAUGGCUGUCAAAGCUCAGGAUACACUCAUGCCGCUUAGAAACACGAACCGUCAACUGAUGUAUCCUAUACCCAUCAUCAAUGGAUACUCCAUGACAGGUCAAGAACUCAAGCGGUUGGCCAAACACUACAGAAAGAAGAACCCACAAGACUUGAUGAAGAGACUUAAAGUAUUUCGUAUUUCAAAGCGACGAGCUGCCAUGAUACCUGCCUCCUGUUUCUUGGUGAGUGCUAUUCUUGAAGUGUUCAAGAUCAAACGAGUCUAUUUCAGCGAAGGUGGUGUCCGUCAGGGUUUCUGCUACCAAUUGCUUCCUCCAGAAGAGAAACAAAAGGACCCGCUUUUGGAAGGGGUCAAGGCUUAUGCAGCCAAAUCCGAAUUUGCACUUUCUCAAACCGAGUUUGACGCCAUUCAUGCCAUCUUAGUAAGUGCGUUGCCCGAGAUCUAUCUAGAUCCACAUCAUCCUCUGCAGCUUCAUCGAUUACUUCCUGCAGCUAUCCAUUUAUCCAAUCUUACCUCUCAUUAUCCCAAAGAAACACGUGCCUUUGUCGCAUUCCAUAUGCCGCUUGCUGGAGGACCGUUGGCCAAUGUACCCGGACUGUUGCAUCACGAACGAGCUACGUUAGCCAUCUUAUUAGCUUUCCGCCAAGGUGGGGCAGUACCUGAUCCUAUCUUUUACGCAAUUCAAGCCAUGGUUGGUCGUAAGGGUGUCUCUGUGUGUAAAUAUAUUGGGCGAUUGAUGGAACUGGUUUUUGCCGUCUCGCCACUUAAUCCUGGUUUAGGAUUAAUGAAAAGCGGGCUGUCUUUUACAACAGUGGUUACUGAUGAUAUUGGAAGUGGUAGUGAGAGUGACAGUAGUACGAGUGGUGGCGAUAGUAGCGAUGAUGAUGAUUAUGAUGAUGAAAGAAGGCUACAGAGCCUUUAUCCCUCUAUGCAGCUGCAGAUCAAUUUACCUGAUCUUGAAUCACCUCUUGUGGAUGCGCCAGCAGUGUUGUCUGUGAUCGAAAGUAUAGACAAAAAAGUAAACAACAAAAAAUAUGAUAUGGAUGAAGAACGUAGACCAUUAAAAUGCCCAAGUUUAUUCUCUGUUGAGGUCGUAAGGAAAUAA
Messenger RNA from Rhizopus microsporus ATCC 52813, 1833 nucleotides. Its product is annotated as actin-like ATPase domain-containing protein. Bases 1 to 1833 code for a protein of 610 amino acids. The transcript has 2 exons. NCBI's taxonomy places the organism in Eukaryota, Fungi, Mucoromycota, Mucoromycetes, Mucorales, Rhizopodaceae. The record is from RefSeq and is a predicted model, not a curated record. Gene Ontology annotation, biological process: regulation of transcription by RNA polymerase II.